CAACGCUUCAGGCGGAGGCAUGCAUGCUUAUUGGCAGCAGUGAAGAUCUACCCCUAUAACGCCCACUCUUCAGCGUGCUCCAAGACGAGCAGACGCUUCGUGCGUAUUUGUCUUCUAACUCACCCAUCUAUCAGGAUGAUAUUGCAAGAGGCUUCCUUUUUGAGGAUCUACACCUCUGACGGAUUAGAUUGUCAUGUAUUUCAGCAGCACACGGAUAUGUAUUCUUUAUUGAAAGGUGAAACUGAAAAGCCACGGAAACUAGAUAUCUGAUUCGCCGUACCUGGGAAGAAGGAUCGAGCACAAGAAUGGGAACUAUUAGUGCGCGAAAGCAAAAGUAGAGGAAACGAUUGCGGUCCUUGAAGAAAAUGAAAGCGUGUUUUUUUUUUUUUUUUCUUCUUUUUUUUUUCUUCUUUUUUUUUGGUGCACAUUGUGAAGAACAUUGAGCUACUGUGCAACCAUACCGAACCUGUCUGAUCUUUUCCCCGGCUUUAAUUAGCGCUAUCCCACCCCGUCCUCCUUAAACGACCACCGGCUUUCACUUUUCACCGGAGGAGAAGGAGCAUCGGUGUGGAAAGGUGGAUGGAGCUCUGAAACCUGCAGCACUGUCAGUCAGUUGAGUGCCAGAUACUCUCAUGUUCCUGGGCCAAUGCCUCGAGUCUCUGCUCUCUGCAAGCCUGUCCACAUGUAGCAGCCCGAGCCUACAGCUAUCCUCAGUGCUUAUCCCGCCAGUGGAGCCUUCAUGAGCAUCUCCAGCCAUUCUACGCUUCUCAGAUAGAGUUCCCCCGAGAGAUGGAGUGGCUGAUCUUCUCCCUGCUGGUGCUGGCUGUGUCUGCGUCAGGACAGCUGUGCCCCAAGCGUUGCAUGUGCCAGAACCUGUCGCCAUCUCUAGCCAUCCUCUGUGCCAAGACCGGCCUGCUUUUUGUGCCAACAGUCAUUGACCGGCGUACAGUAGAGCUGCGCCUCACAGAGAACUUCAUCACGGCGUUAAGGAGGAGGGACUUUGCAAACAUGACCAGUCUCUUGCACCUGACACUGUCCCGCAAUACCAUCAGCCAGAUUAUGCCUUACACUUUUGCCGAUCUUAAGCGGCUACGUGCGCUACACCUAGACAGCAACCGCCUGAGCGUCAUCACAGAUGACCACUUCCGAGGACUCACCAACCUCCGGCACCUUAUCCUUGCCAACAAUCAACUGCACAACAUCUCCCCACAUGCGUUUGACGACUUCUUGGGGACUCUCGAGGACCUGGAUCUCUCAUACAAUAACCUGGUGGACAUUCCGUGGGAGACUAUAGGACGCCUCACCAAUGUGAACACUCUCAACAUGGACCAUAAUCUCAUAGAGCAUGUCCCUCUAGGAGUCUUUUCGAACCUACACAAACUAGCCCGUUUGGAUAUGACAUCUAACAAGCUAAAGAAAAUACCUCCUGAUCCCUUGUUUCUUAGGAUACCAGUUUAUGCCAAGUCAAAAGGGUCACCCCUUUCCUCCCUCGUCCUAAGUUUUGGAGGGAAUCCACUACACUGUAACUGUGAGCUACUCUGGCUAAGGAGGCUAACUAGGGAGGAUGACCUGGAGACUUGCGCGUCACCUCCAGACCUUAUGGCAAAAUACUUUUGGACCAUCCCAGAGGAAGAGUUCAUCUGUGAUCCCCCCGUGAUUACAAGGAAAUCUCCCAAAACCUUCGCCAUGGAGGGCCAGCCCACCAGUCUGAAAUGCAAGGCCAAUGGGGACCCAGACCCAGACAUUCACUGGAUAUCCCCAGAGGGCCGUCUAAUCGCUAACACCUCCCGUACUUUAAGCUUUAGCAAUGGGAGCUUGGAGAUCAACAUCACUUCACUGAAGGAUACAGGAGUCUUCACCUGCAUUGCGUCUAAUGCGGCGGGGGAGUCUACAGGCACGGUGGAGUUGGUGGUCAACCCUUUGCCGCACUUAGCUAACAGUACUAAUCGAAUUCGAGAACCUGAUCCAGGACCAUCCGAUAUCCUAACCUCUGCAAAGUCGACUUCAUCUGUAAGCAAUGAGACCAGGUCUCAGGAGAGGAAGGUGGUACUUGCUGAACUUACGGCAAAUUCUGCACUCAUCAGGUGGCCUUCACAACAUAAUUUCCCUGGAAUCAGGAUGUUUCAGAUUCAAUACAACAGCUCGGCAGAUGACACUUUGGUCUACAGAAUGAUUCCCUCCACGAGUUACGACUUCCUGGUCCGAGACCUCGUAUCUGGACGGGAGUACGACCUGUGCGUUCUGGCCGUCUACGAUGAUGGCGUGACCUCGCUGACCGCCACGCGCCAAGUGGGCUGCAUCUCAUUCGUCACGGAGACGGAGUACAGCCAGUGCCAGUCACUCCGCAGCCAAUUCCUGGGCGGCACCAUGAUCAUCAUCAUCGGAGGAAUCAUUGUGGCCUCCGUCCUCGUUUUCAUCAUCAUCCUCAUGAUCCGGUAUAAAGUCUACAGCCAUCAUGGGGCAGAUUCCGGAAAGGGGACUGCUAUGACAAAUGUGCGCUCGCAGACCAAUGGGGGGCAAGCAGCGGGGCAGGUCCCGCACUCCAGCUCCAAAAUCAUGGAGGGCCAGGAAGCUACAGGAGCGGGUUUUGGGGGGGCCACCGGGGCCGCUGCUAGUUUAAAAGACUCCACUGCCAUGGUGCAGGACACAGACUCUGAGACAACUGUGCAGAUAUCAGAGAUGAUCUCUGAGGACAUAGUCUCCCCCACACAAAGGCACCAUCCAAGGACUUGUAUAGAGCUCAAGAGACGGCCUUCUUUGUCCUCCAAAGAGGGUACAAGCUCAGACACACCAGGAGACAUGGCAAGCCCGCAGCUCACCGAUGAGAAGAAGGUUCAACGAGACUGGAGCGACUUUAAAAUUUGAUGACUCCUUCCGCUGUCCCGCAAGAGACAGCUAUCAGCCCUAAAAAAUUUGACCAGGCCAUCUGAUUAUGGGGAGGAAUAUAGAAUAAUUUGUCUGCACCCCUACUGGACUUUCUCCCAUGAGCAUUAUCUUCUCACACUGUAUUCCAAGGACUACCCAACCGUUUCCUAUCGGGACAAAUUUGAGGACUCAAUCCACUACUUCAACCAAUGGAAACGGAGCACAAUAAUUGUUCUCCAUCACUGUCUUUUGGAACAUAUUGCCUUUUACAUCCCCACGGCCAGGACUGUCUAAGUGUUUGCUGCCGACUACAGUAUGCAUUGUUUACUGGACGGUCUGGGUUGAAGAACGACAUCUUGCUGAAGGGAUAUUCAUCAUCCUCCACCCAUUCAAUCAUGCAAACUGCACCAGUGAGUGGAAACUCAGAUGGGACAAAGUAAACAGCAUGUCUGUGCUUUCUGCACUUUCAUCAGUCUGCCCUUCUGUGUCUCCUCCUGCAUCUCCUCCAGCUUUACAGUGUCAGUCGUGACCCUCUCGUCCAGUGAGAACUCAAACCUAAAGGAUUUAAAGCAACAAACAGACGGCAACAUCAGCAACAGUCCCGAAUGGGAGCACAAAUACACCUGUUAAUUUGAGUUGUCUGGUCACUUUUUAUUUUGUCAUUUUCUUUUGUAAUUGUACAUAAAUCAAUUUAAGAUCUUAUAGUUUUGUAUAUGUAAUUUUUAUGGUGUGUGAUGUUUUUUUUUAAAU
Carassius gibelio (silver crucian carp) is the source of this 3615-nucleotide messenger RNA. RefSeq names its product leucine-rich repeat and fibronectin type III domain-containing protein 1-like protein. Gene Ontology annotation, molecular function: protein binding. The coding region runs from base 790 to 2865 and encodes 691 amino acids. The record is from RefSeq and is a predicted model, not a curated record. The transcript is spliced from 7 exons. NCBI's taxonomy places the organism in Eukaryota, Metazoa, Chordata, Actinopteri, Cypriniformes, Cyprinidae.